AGAUAUCAAAACUAAUAAUUAGUACUCAAGAAACUUUAAAAGAAAGUAAAGAAGACACAACUAAAGAAGAUAAAAAUCCUUUUAUUUCUCAAGAAAAAUAUAAUGAAUUGAACUUUAAUCCAUGGAUAGAUAACUGUGAGAAUAAUACUUUUCUAAAUCAUUCUCUUGAGCCUUUUCCUUGCUUCUUGCAACCUUCUUUAGAAAAACAAGAAAAUAAACAACAACUUUCAAUUAUAAACAAUAAUUUCUUUAUAGAGAUUAUACCUAAACAAGAAAUUAAAAAGAAGAAAACAAAGAAGAAACAAAAACAGACUACUUCUACAACUAUAUCCGUUCAACAAUUUUAUUUUUAUUUAGAAGAAUCUAAAAGAAUUUUUAAACUUUUUAAAAGAGGAAUUAAUUUAUCUAGAGUAAAACAGAUGAUUAAAUCUGCUGAACUUAUUUUUUCUCUUGGUUUUAUUAUUCCAACUUGUUUACAAAAACUUUAUUCCACCUUGAUUCAAGUAUACAACUCUCUUCUUAAAAGAAAAUUGUCUCAAAGAUUAGAAAAGAAAUUAGCUACAUACAUGGAAUCAUGUAAACAAUUACAACUUAAUGGAGCUAUAACUAUACAAUAA
This is a messenger RNA of Racocetra fulgida, 617 nucleotides long. Lineage: Eukaryota; Fungi; Glomeromycota; Glomeromycetes; Diversisporales; Gigasporaceae. The record is from the annotation of a GenBank genome assembly.